UACCUCGCCAUAUCCCACGUCGUCGACAACACCUCCGUCAUAUGGGUCGCCAACCGGGCCACCCCCCUCACCGACUCCUCCGGCCGCGUCUCCAUCUCCGCCGACGGCAACCUCGUCCUCUCCGACGGCCUCAACCGCACCCUCUGGUCCACCAACGCCACCUUCCCCCCCUCCGCCGCCGUCGCCACCACCGCUGAGAUUCUCGACUCCGGCAACCUCGUCCUCCGGUUAAACUCCACCGGAUCUAUAAUCUGGGACAGCUUCACCCACCCCACAAGCUUCCUCGUCCCCACCAUGAACCUCACCGACGACGUCAUCACCGGCCGGCGGGUACGAACCUCCUCCUGGCGAAACCCUUCAGAUCCGGCCGUCGGAGACUUCACCGCCGGCCUCCAGGCCCGCAACAUCCCCCAGAUCUUCACCUGGAGAAACGGCAUCCCGUUCUACCGUAGCGGGCCCUGGAACGGGCUCAUCCUCAUCGGCGUCCAGGACAUGUACUCGCCGUACCUCGACGGAUUCCAGGUCGGAAAUGAUUCAGGUAAUUACUACUUCAAUGUCCCUCCCGGCCAGCUUUUAAUGAAAAUCGACGUGAACUCGACCGGAAGCUUGGUCCAAACCCUCUGGACCGAACAGACUCGGAGCUGGGAUAUCGUGUGGGUGGCCCCACAGAACCCCUGUGAUCUCUACGCGACUUGUGGGCCUUUCGGGCUUUGUGACCCGCUUCGUUCGCCCAUAUGUUCUUGUUUGCAGGGGUUCGAGCCCGCAAAUCAGGCCGAGUGGGCCAACGGGAAUUGGACGAGUGGUUGCACGAGACGGGCCGGGCUCGGGUGUGGCCCAGAUAGAUUCUUGAGGAUGCCGAAUAUGAAAGUGCCUGAUUUUGCAGAACGGGUUCCGGGUCGGGUCGAAGAGGAUUGCCGGGUCGGGUGCUUAGGGAACUGUUCGUGUUUGGGGUACUCACACGACACGAAUAUUGGGUGUAUGUUUUGGCGGGAAACUUUAGUCGACAUUCAACAGUUUAAUGGGGUUGGCGCGGUUAUGUACGUCCGUCUCGCUGCAUCGGAGUUUGAUGAAAGCCAUGGAAGGAGAUUGGUUAUAAUCAUUCCACUUGUGGUCGGCGGAGUUGCUUUGAUAUUGAUAAUCGUCUUGCUCGGUUGGUGGUGGAUGGCCAAGAAGAAGGGUAAAAAGGGAAAGGGAAUAAUAAUAAAAGACCAAAAGACAGUGGAAACAUUUCAACCCGACUCGACUGCUAUCGUGCUGAAAGACGAGUCGGAGCAACUUGCGAAUGGGAAGGAAAUUGCCGUGAAGAGGCUUUCGGCAGCUUCAGGGCAAGGUAUGCAAGAAUUCAGGAAUGAAGCAGUUGUGAUUUCCAAAGUCCAACACAGGAAUCUCGUCAAGUUGGUCGGAUGUUGUGUCGAACGAGAAGAGAAAAUGCUCGUGUACGAGUACAUGCCCAAUAAAAGCUUGGACUUCUGUCUCUUUGAUUCCACGCAUCCAUCGCAAAAGAUUCUCGAUUGGGAAAAGCGGUUUAGUAUCAUCGAAGGUAUCGGGAGAGGGCUCUUGUAUCUUCACAGAGACUCGAGACUGAAAAUCAUUCAUCGUGACCUAAAACCGAGCAAUGUGUUGCUCGAUGAAGAAUGGAACCCGAAGAUUUCUGAUUUCGGGAUGGCGAGGAUAUUCGGAGGCAACCAAGAUCAAGCUAGCACGGCAAGAGUUGUCGGGACUUAUGGAUACAUGGCGCCAGAAUACGCAAUGGAGGGCCGGUUUUCCGAGAAAUCGGAUGUUUACAGUUUCGGAGCAUGGAAAUUAUGGAAUGAGGACAAUGGCAUGGCUUUCGCGGAUCAUUCGGUGGCUAAUCCGGAUUUCCAGUCGGAUAUUGUGAGGUGCAUUCAUAUCGCGCUUUUGUGUGUUCAAGAAUUUCCUAAAGACAGGCCAACCGUUCAGACCGUUUUGUCUAUGCUGAGUCGUGAGAUAGUUGACUUGCCGUUGCCCGAGCAGCCCGUUUUUGCCGAGAGGUGGGACCGUUCUCACGCGGGGUCAACUCACCCGACCUUUGGCUGCAACCCAAACGACGUGAGCCCAUGCAGGUGUUUGCAGGGUUUCAGCCCGAAUAACGGCCCGGAAUGGGCCUCAGGCAACUGGUCCAGCGGGUGCGUGAGAAGAGUCCCUUUGGGCUGCGAGUCAUUAGCCAACGGGAGUAGGCCCGAUGGCUUCUUGAAGCUGGAGAUGAUGAAAAUGUCGGGCUACUCGAGCAGAUGGACAGGCCCGAGAAGCGAGUGCAGGGCCCGAUGCCUAGCGAACUGUUCGUGUGUGGCGUAUACUUAUGCGGGCCUCGGUUGUCUGUUCUGGAGCGGGUCGUUGAUGGAUACUCAGAAGUUUCCGGAUGAGUCGGGUUCGGAUCUUUAUGUUCGUGUCGCGAAUUCUGAACUAGAUUUUAAGAAAGACUCGACGAAGAUUAUAGUGAGUUCGGUUGUAGUUGGCUUUGUUGUCAUGUCCGUUUGUGUCGGUAUUUCAUGGAAAUGUCUGGCGAACAAACGAGGCAGAAAAAGAAUGAGAGACCUUGAAAAUACAGACAUAUUAAGCAAAUUUAAUCUUGAGGAGUUGCCGCUGUUCGAAUUCGAGGUACUUUCACGCGCGACCAACGAAUUUUCGGAUGCUAACAAGCUCGGGAAGGGUGGUUUUGGCCCGGUUUACAAGGGAGUAUUGUCGAAUGGAAGAGAAAUCGCGGUCAAGAGGCUUUCAAAGGCAUCCGGUCAAGGGAUGGAAGAGUUCAUGAACGAAGUUUUGUUGAUUUCUAAACUGCAGCACAAGAAUCUCGUUCGGCUGCUCGGGUGUAGCAUCGAAAAUAAGGAAAAAAUGUUGAUAUACGAAUACAUGCCGAAUAAAAGCUUGGAUGUUAUACUCUUCGACACAUCCCAAGAGGUCCUAGAUUGGGGAAAACGUUUCAACAUCAUACACGGUAUUUGUCGAGGCCUACUUUAUCUUCACCGCGAUUCGAGACUCAAGAUUAUUCAUAGAGAUCUCAAGCCAAGCAACAUACUUCUAGACAAUAAUUGGAACCCAAAAAUCUCCGAUUUCGGCAUGGCGAGAAUUCUUGGAGGGAAGCAAGAUCACGUCAACACAAUACGAGUCGUGGGAACAUACGGUUACAUGGCUCCGGAGUACGCUAUCGAAGGAAGGUUUUCAGAAAAAUCGGAUGUUUUCAGCUUCGGUGUUUUGAUGUUGGAGAUUGCUAGCGGGAGAAAGAACACGAGCUUUUACAGCCAUGAAGUAUCUUCCAACCUUUUGGGCCAUGUGUGGAAAAUGUGGAAAGAAGGAAAUGUUGGUGAUGUCAUCGACCGGAGAAUAUCGAGUCACCGGGUGGAUAUUGUGAGGUGCAUACACAUAGGAUUAUUGUGUGUUCAAGAACUGCCUCAAGAUAGACCGUCUAUUUCAUUUGUGCUCUCGAUGCUUAGGAGUGAGAUUAUAGAUUUGCCCGAGCCUAAACAAUCAGCAUUUGUUUUGAACUCGACUCGUUCUAGCACGGGCACAAGUUCUACUCAACAGAGCCAAAAGAGUAGUUCAAUAUCCUUAAACAAUGUAACUCUUACAAUGGUCGAUGGCCGUUGAUAAGCACAAAUUCGAGUAUAAUGAACAUAUUUUGUGAGAUUUUUUCUCUGUUUUACUAUUGGAAUUUUCGACCGAAUUCGAUUUUUCCACAGCAAACAAUCAGUCUUUUUUCCAGGUAAAAUUUACAGAUAUUCAUUUUUAAACAAAUCAACAUGAAAAUAUAUAAUCAGAAGAAAGAGGUACAAACACAUGACCUGCAUUAGUUUCAAUCAGAUCCAAUUGCUCCUUAAGCAGAUGCAUAUAAACAAUCCAAUCUCCAUUCCCUUUCGGGCCCGGCAUUGGCAUCACAUAGCCCGAUUUUCCUCCCCAGGGGAAAUGGUAAGACCCGAACGCCGGCGGGCCCCACCCGAAAUCCACCUUACUCACCGGAAAAUGCUGCCCGGAGGACACCACCACCGCCGGCUCCUCCGCCGUGGCCGGUGCCGCGUAGAUUCUCGACAGGCCCGGUUCGGGCCUGUGCUCCUCCACCCAAUCGAUUAGCCCCAGAAAAUGCUCCUUGCUCAGGGCCGCCUGCAGGAACGCGUGGACCUCGUCGGCCACCCAAUUUAGGGAUUUUCGCCUCAGAUCCCUAAUUCGCUUUUCCCCAAACGGGAUCGAGAGGACGUUCCCGAAAUAGGAGGCGAUAUCGGGGGCGGCCAAUCUGCUACGGCCGUCGACCACGACGCCCAGCCGGCAGAAACCGUCGUCGCUGCAGGAGGAUUCGCCGGAGACGAUUGUUUUCCAGACGAAGGCGCAGAAGGCCUCCAGCUUGGUCCGACUUCUGUUGGCUAGGGAUUGGAGCUCGUUGAUUCGAUCGGAGCUGAUGUAGUAUAUGCGGCUGAGUGCCGAUUGUGCGUCGUCGUUUAGGGGUUUAUUUUCCGGCGGCGGAGGAAGGGCGGAGAUCGGGAUGUACAUGUGGUCGACGGAGAGGUGGUAGCGGCCGGGGCGGCGGGGGAGGAGAAGGGAGCGGCGGAAGGACGGCGGCUGGGAGAGUGGCUCCGAGCGCGCCAUCUCAGCCCAGGAGAUGAGGAACAUGUUGGUCGAGUGGGCGUCGGCGACCUGGUGGGCGAAGGUGCACGCCACCACAAGUCCGCCGCGGUUCAGAUGGGUGACCUGAACGGCGAGAACCCCGCGCCUCCUCACCGGCACCAGCUUGCCAUCGACGCUCUCAUCCGGCCGGUGGAAAUCGAUCUCCUCCAGUGCCACGUCAGCUCGUGCCUCCGAGAAAUCCACGCCGCCGUUGUUGCACAGCAGCUCCGGCUCGCCGGCGCCGUUCUUCACCAGCUCCCCUCCGAAGGCGUAGUACGAGACGAGUGCCUGCGCGAGUGCCUUCUUCAGGACACCGGCGGCGGCCGCGGCGCCGCCGUAGCAGAAGAAAAUCCCGACGUCGACCGGCGGCAGAAGCAAGUCGAGGUUGGAGAGCGGCAGCCAGUGGUCCUGCAUCGGUAGGGCCGCCGCCACAACCUCGGUUUUCGUCACCUUCACCUCGAAAUUUCUCUUCACGUACAUUUUCU
Messenger RNA from Striga asiatica, 5099 nucleotides. The record is from the annotation of a GenBank genome assembly. NCBI's taxonomy places the organism in Eukaryota, Viridiplantae, Streptophyta, Magnoliopsida, Lamiales, Orobanchaceae.